This is a messenger RNA of Panicum virgatum (switchgrass), 976 nucleotides long. RefSeq names its product probable cytokinin riboside 5'-monophosphate phosphoribohydrolase LOGL3. Lineage: Eukaryota; Viridiplantae; Streptophyta; Magnoliopsida; Poales; Poaceae. Gene Ontology annotation, biological process: cytokinin biosynthetic process. Gene Ontology annotation, cellular component: cytosol; nucleus. Gene Ontology annotation, molecular function: hydrolase activity, hydrolyzing N-glycosyl compounds. The record is from RefSeq and is a predicted model, not a curated record. The transcript has 7 exons. The coding region runs from base 37 to 564 and encodes 175 amino acids.
GUCGACCUGGUGUACGGCGUGGGCGGCAUAGGGCUCAUGGGGCUCGUCUCGCGGACCGUCCACGCCGGCGGCAGGCGCGUCAUCGGGGUCAUUCCCAGGAGGACUCUGAUGGCCUCUCCCGAGGUGGUCGUGGAGACGGUGGGGGAGGUGGUGCGGGUGGCGGGCAUGCACCAGCGGAAGGCGGAGAUGGCGAGGCAGUCCGAUGCGUUCGUAGCCCUGCCCGGAGGGUACGGAACCCUGGAGGAGCUGCUGGAGGUGAUCACAUGGGCGCAGUUAAAGAGCAUCCACCGUAAGCCGGUCGGGUUGCUGAACGUCGACGGCUACUACGACUCCCUGCUGGCGUUCAUCGACCGGGCCGUGGAGGAAGGCUUCGUCAGCCCCGGCGCCCGCGGCAUCGUCGUCCAGGCCCCCACGGCGCAACACCUCAUGGCCAAACUCGAGGAGUACGUGCCAUACUACGACAGAGUUGCAUCCGGGCUCAACUGGGAGGCGACGAGGGCGGCCGUCGUCGGCAAGGAUGCCGCCGGCGCUGGUUCCCCCGGAGUCAGCGUUUCAGGCAUAUGACCUUCGCUAGUCGUCGUUGAAUACCCAAACCUAGGCACCUAGCUGCUAGCAAGAUUUGUCUAAACCACGGUAAGCUAUCGUUUGGCGUCCGGUAAGAACUAGCGCCACGGGGGAAGUUGUUCCACGGACGCCGCGGGCCGGGCGACCAGGCAACAACAGAACAAAUGGGCCGAGCCGCUCACCAGAACAAAUGGGUGACGUCAAAAAAAAAAACAGAACAAAUGGGCCUAGCCGCUCACCAGGCCAGUGAGGCGCAAUGGGCGUGCUUGUUUUGUGUUGGGAUUAAUGGGCUGGAAGCUGGACCACAACGAGCAAGGGAAACAAGCCUGCAGUAGUGCAGCGUCUUCUAGAACGGGCUAGCGACGCAAGGGCUCAGCCCGAACGGCCGGGGAGCCAGGUGCGGAGCAAGUCA